AUGGCCUUCGCCUCGUCGCUAGUGGCGCCGCUGCCCCCGCCGCCUCCUGCCGCGAGGGCGGGGUGGAGGCGCGCGAGGGCGGCCCCUCGGCGGCUCGUCCUGGCGGCAUCCAGCCGAGGCGGCGGCUCGGCCCCGGCCCCGGACCCGCCGACGUUCGACCGGCUGCGGGAGCAGCUCCUCCAACUCCACGCCGAAGCCGACCUCACCCAAUCCAAAGCAAAUAGUGCUCGGGUGAGGCUUGUGCGGUUGACCGAGGCCGCUGAGAAUCUUAAGAAGAGAGCCGUGGUCAGUGUUCGGAUGGGCAGAGAGAAUGAGGCAGUGGAAUUACUUGUGCAGAAGAAGAAGUUGACCAAUGCUUUGGAGAACAUAAAGGAGCGCAUUGAGCUGCUUGACAAGCUUUCCGCAAAGAUUAGUGAGGUUAUUUCGGUGAAGCAGAAUAUGUUAAUUGAACACGCGUUGCGUCCAGGGACGACUAAUGUUGAGGACUCCAAUGACCAUAUAAGGGUGUUCUCCGGUAAAAUUGAUGAUCGGGUGGAUGAGACUAGUGAUUCAAACUUGGCUGGCCACUCCAAGAGAAGUGAACUUCAGAUGGCUGAUAGCUUCACAUUCUCCAAGGAUCACGACCCAACAAACAUCAUGGAUGAUCAUUCUGCAUAUGAUGAUUUUGUGCAGCAUAUUGAUUCACAACUGAGUUCAUUACAAUGUGAAAUUGAUCACUACACCAGUUCCCAAUUAGCAAAAGAGUUGGACACUCAGCAGUCUAUAAAUGACAAGUUGCACAAAUUGUCAACCAUAUUGAAGCUUAUAACUGAAACUAGAGAAAGGAUUGCGAAGAUUUCGGAUAACACAGUAAGUGAGAGUGGAUCUGAUGGCUUGAGAUGA
This is a messenger RNA of Triticum turgidum subsp. durum (durum wheat), 882 nucleotides long. Lineage: Eukaryota; Viridiplantae; Streptophyta; Magnoliopsida; Poales; Poaceae. The record is from the annotation of a GenBank genome assembly.